AUGGAUAAGCUAAAGCCGAACGACCCUAGAUACGAGAGGAAAUCUGUAGAGAUCAACGGACACCGAUGGGGCUACCUCGAUGCUGUUCCUGAGGGGAAGACGAAAGGUGUCGUGGUUCUAGUGCAUGGGUUUCCUGAUCUUUCAUUGGCGUGGCGUUAUCAAAUACCACUGCUUCUCAAGUUGGACUUCCGCUGCAUCGCCUUGGAAUCUAUGGGAUAUGGAGAAACAGGAACUUCAUCAACGCUGCGUGACUUCUCCUUCAAGAGCCACGCCGACGCCGUUGCUGGACUUGCAAAAAGCCUCGGCGUCGAGCGCAUCAUCUUGGGUGGCCACGAUUGGGGUGGAGCGGUCGUCUACCGUAUCGCACAAUGGUAUCCCGACCUCGUGUCACACGUCUUCAGCGUAUGCACGGCCUACAUGCCACCAAACGACACGUGGGUUCCUCUUGAACAAUUCGUGCAGAAAAUGCCCAAUUUUGGUUACCAGCUACAAUUCGGCAGUGAUGAUCGAAAAGUUGAGAAUGUUGUCAAGGACGCUGAGACGAUGCGAAAGUUCCUGAAUGGCCUAUACGGUGGAAAGAACAGCAGCGGACGGGUGGUCAUGACACCUGAAAACGGCGUCAACUUGGACGUUAUCAGGGACGACGAAGUUGAGUUAUCGCCGCUUUUGGAUCAAGAGGAACUCGAUUACUACGUCAAAGAAUUCCUCAAGAAUGGCAUCAAUGGACCAUUGAACUGGUAUCGCACACGGAAGGUCAAUUACGAGGACGACCUGAACAUGCCCGCGGCAGUGAAGGAGACCAUCAAACAACCAACACUCUACAUACUCGCCAACAAGGAUGCAAUUCUGAAGCGUGAGCUGAGCAUAGGCAUGGAGAAGGUGAUUCCGAACCUCACUCGUGGUGAAGUACCCGCUGGACAUUGGGCUUUGUGGCAGACUGCCAAAGAAACCAAUGCCAUCAUCGAGGACUGGUUUAACGGCGUUGUUCUCGGUGGAAAGACCAAGAUCUGA
Messenger RNA from Dissoconium aciculare CBS 342.82, 1011 nucleotides. Its product is annotated as alpha/beta-hydrolase. NCBI's taxonomy places the organism in Eukaryota, Fungi, Ascomycota, Dothideomycetes, Mycosphaerellales, Dissoconiaceae. Bases 1 to 1011 code for a protein of 336 amino acids. The transcript has 4 exons. Gene Ontology annotation, molecular function: hydrolase activity. The record is from RefSeq and is a predicted model, not a curated record.